Messenger RNA from Dromaius novaehollandiae (emu), 7727 nucleotides. RefSeq names its product aggrecan (gene ACAN). The transcript is spliced from 18 exons. NCBI's taxonomy places the organism in Eukaryota, Metazoa, Chordata, Aves, Casuariiformes, Dromaiidae. Gene Ontology annotation, molecular function: hyaluronic acid binding; calcium ion binding. Gene Ontology annotation, cellular component: perineuronal net; synapse. The record is from RefSeq and is a predicted model, not a curated record. Bases 471 to 7697 code for a protein of 2408 amino acids. Gene Ontology annotation, biological process: glial cell differentiation; positive regulation of neuroblast proliferation; central nervous system development.
UUCUGUCCAUAAGCCCUCCUAUUUCCCCCUGCCCCCUGGAUGCCUGCCUACCUUUACUCUAAAAUUCAGAGGAGGAUCCAAUACAUUUAGUUUGCCAGCUCUUCAGGAGGUAUCUAAGGAGGCUGACAGGAGUUGGAUGGUCUCUCUUGCAGCCAGUGGCAGUUAAUGUGGUCUGAAACCCUCUCUCUCUUUUUUGCCAUUCACACACAGUACUUACUCUUCAAGCCUGCUGCUGCUGCUGCCACUGCCUGAAAGGACCUGAAAUACCACACAGGGAAUUUUGCUUUCUUCUGGGGAACCGGGAAAAAAAAGGCAGGAAAACUCAUCUGGAGAUUGUGAAGAAGACAUACAGUAAUAGCAAGAAGUGGCAAGCUCUUUCCUUAUUAAACGCCGAAAAACACCUAAUUUCUCUGCCAGGUGUAUGGGACUUAGAUUCUCGAAGCACUGCACUGAACUGUUAAAGGUAAACUAUGACCACUUUACUAUUAGUGUUUGUGUGUUUGCGAGUCAUCACUGCAGCCGUCUCUGUGGAGCUCUCAGACAACAGUGAUGGCCUGGAAGUGAAGAUACCUGAGCAGUCUCCCCUGCGUGCUGUCCUGGGAAGCUCCCUGAACAUCCCCUGUUACUUCAACAUCCCAGAGGAAGAUGACACCAGUGCUCUGCUGACCCCACGGAUCAAAUGGAGCAAACUCUCAAAUGGGACAGAAGUUGUCUUGCUAGUGGCUACCGGUGGGAAAAUCCGACUCAACACCGAGUACAGGGAGGUGAUCGCCUUGCCCAAUUACCCCGCCAUCCCCACCGAUGCCACCUUGGAAAUCAAGGCACUAAGGUCCAACCACACUGGGAUUUAUCGCUGUGAAGUGAUGUAUGGGAUUGAGGACAGACAAGACACAAUAGAGGUCCUAGUGAAAGGCGUUGUAUUCCACUACAGAGCAAUCUCCACGAGGUAUACCUUGAACUUCGAGAAGGCAAAGCAGGCCUGCAUCCAGAACAGUGCUGUCAUUGCUACUCCCGAACAGCUGCAAGCUGCCUAUGAAGAUGGGUAUGAGCAGUGUGAUGCCGGCUGGCUGGCUGAUCAGACUGUCAGGUACCCCAUCCACCGUCCCCGAGAGCGUUGCUAUGGUGACAAGGAUGAAUUUCCUGGAGUGAGGACCUAUGGUGUCCGGGAGACAGAUGAAACCUAUGAUGUUUACUGCUACGCAGAGCAAAUGCGAGGCAAAGUCUUCUACGCCACCUCCCCGGAGAAGUUCACCUUCCAGGAAGCUUUCGACAAAUGCCGCAGUUUGGGAGCGCGUUUGGCCACCACAGGAGAGCUGUACUUGGCGUGGAAGGAUGGCAUGGACAUGUGCAGUGCGGGCUGGCUGGCAGAUCGCAGCGUCCGGUACCCCAUUUCGAAAGCACGGCCCAACUGUGGAGGAAACCUGGUGGGCGUGCGGACAGUGUACCUGUACGUCAACCAGACGGGGUACCCUCACCCCCACUCUCGCUACGAUGCCAUCUGCUAUAGUGGUGAUGACUUUGAAUCUCUAGUCCCAGUGCAGUUUACUGAUGAGACAGGAAGCGAGCUGGGCAGUGCAUUCACCGUCCAGACUGUCACCCAAACUGAAGUUGAGCUGCCUCUGCCACACAAUGUCACAGAGGAGGAGGCUCGUGGCAGCAUCGCUACCCUGGAGCCCAUUGAGGUCACACCCACUGCCACUGAGCUGUACGAAGGCUUCACUGUUGUGCCAGAUCUCUUCACUCCCGGUGUCACGGUAGAGACAGCUUUCCCUGAAGAAGAAGAGAACGUGACCAGAGAAGAAGUCACAGAAGUGUGGGCUAUGCCUGAAGUUGUCACGACCGCAGUCUCAAGCACUGCCUUCACCACCGGAACAGCAGAAGUGAGCUCAGUGGAAGAGCCUUUGGGGGUGACUGCCACACCAGGAUUAGAGUCUGCCUCGGCGUUCACACUGGAAGCUCAGAUUGUACAAGUGACAGCUUCCCCUGAUGUCGCUUUCCUCCCUGGGCAGCCCAUUUCUCCCACAGGUGUGGUGUUUCACUACCGUGCUGCCACCAGCAGAUACGCCCUCUCUUUCGUCCAAGCCCAGCAGGCCUGCCUGGAUAACAACGCUGUUAUUGCCACUCCUGAACAGCUCCAGGCUGCCUACGAGGCUGGCUUUGAUCACUGUGAUGCUGGCUGGCUGCGGGACCAGACAGUCAGGUAUCCCAUUGUGAAUCCGCGAAGUAACUGUGUGGGAGACAGAGAGAGGUCUCCGGGUGUGCGGUCAUACGGCAUGCGUCCAGCCUCAGAGACCUAUGAUGUAUACUGUUACAUUGACAGGCUAAAGGGUGAGGUGUUCUUUGCAACCCAGCCAAAUCUGUUCACUUUCCAAGAAGCUCAGGAGUAUUGUGAGAGCCAAAAUGCCACUUUGGCCUCUGUUGGGCAACUCCACGCUGCCUGGAAGCAGGGUCUGGAUAGAUGCUAUGCUGGCUGGUUAGCUGAUGGCAGCCUCCGGUACCCAAUCGUGACCCCACGACCUGCCUGUGGGGGAGAUGAGCCGGGUGUGAGAACCGUCUACCUGCACGAUAACCAGACGGGUUUUCCCGACCCACUGUCACGGCAUCAUGCGUUCUGUUUCAAAGCUCUGCCAUCUGUGGAGGAGGAGGAAGGGGUUACCUCGUUCUUUGAAGAAGAAAUCGUUGUAACCCAAGUGAUCCCUGGAGUAGAGGGGGUACCUUCCGGGGAAGAAACAACUGUGGAGAUGGAGUUUGCCAUUGAACUCGAGAAUCGGACAGCCUGGGGAACAGAAAUCUUUCCAACUGACAUAUCGCUGCUCUCAGUGAGUCCAUCUGCAUUUCCUCCAGCUACUGUAAUACCAGAAGAAACAAGUACCGAUGCUUCCAUCAGUGUGUCAGGGGAGAUCACUGAAUCUGGAGAGCAUCAAGUCAGUGGUGAAUCUUCGGCGUCUGGGUGGGUAUCUGGAGUCCCAGAUAUAAGUGGAGAAUCAACUUCUGGAAUUUUUGAACUUAGUGGAGAACACUCGGGGAUUGGAGAAAGUGGAUUACCGUCAGUAGACCUGCAUACCAGUGGCUUUCUAUCUGGAGAAAGUGGGCUACCAUCAGGGGACCUAAGUGGGGUGCCUUCUGGCAUUGUUGAUAUUAGUGGCUUACCUUCCGCAGAGGAAGACAUAUCAGUGUCUACUUCAAGGAUACCAGAAAUUAGUGGGAUGCCAUCUGGAGUGGAAAGCAGUGGGCUGCAUUCUGGAUUCAGUGGAGAAAUCUCUGGAACUGAGCUAAUUGGCGGCCUGCCAUCUGGCGAGGAAAGUGGACUCCCAUCUGGUUUUCCUACUGUGUCUCUUGUGGAUUCCACUCUGGUGGAAGUUGUAACAACAGCACCGGAGAGGCAAGAGGAAGGAAAAGGAUCAAUUGGAGUCAGUGGUGAAGGAGAUCUAUCAGGGUUUCCAUCUGCUGAAUGGGACGUGAGUGGGGGAGCCAGGGGGCUACCCUCAGGAGCUGAGCUCAGUGGAGAGCUGUCUGGAGUGCCUGAGCUCAGUGGUUUACCCUCAGGACUGGAUAUCAGUGGAGAAUCAUCUGGAAUACCUGAGAUCAGUGGCCUGGUGGAUCUAAGUGGCCUUAUUUCUGGUGUUGAUGGAAGUGGUGAGGCCUCAGGUGUUACCUUUAUAAAUGCCAGUUUGGUGGAAGUGACAACCCCCUCUGUUACAGAAGCAGAAGCAAAAGAGACUUUGGAAAUCAGUGGCUUGCCUUCAGGAACUGAAGACACAUCAGGCAUGGUACCUGGUAGUUUAGACAUUAGUGGUUCUGGGCAUAUAGACUUCGGCGGGAGUGUUUCUGGAGUCCUUGAGAUGAGUGGACUUCCGAGUGGAGUGAUUGACAGCAGUGGAGAAGUCUCUGGGGUUGAAGUCACUAGCGGCCUAAUGUCUGGAGAGGAAAGUGGACUCGCAUCUGGCUUUCCUACAAUCUCUCUCGUGGAUACCACUUUGGUUGAAGUUGUUACACAGGCGUCAGUUGCACAAGAGGUGGGAGAAGGGCCAUCUGGGACGAUAGAAAUCAGUGGCUUUCCUUCUGGAGACAGAGGAAUAUCUGGAGAAGGGUCUGGAGCUGUGGAGACUAGUGGGUUACCCUCAGGAACAGGAGACUUCAGUGGCGAGCCAUCUGGGAUCCCAUAUUUCAGUGGAGACAUUUCUGGAGUCACAGACCUAAGUGGACAACCUUCAGCAGAGACUGAUAUUAGUGGGGAGGUCUCAGGGCUUCCAGAAGUCACUUUGGUCACUUCUGAUUUGGUUGAAGUUGUGACAAAGCCAACAGUUUCACAGGAACUGGGUGGGGAAACAGCGGUCACAUUUCCCUAUAGUUUUGGGCCAAGUGGUGAGGCCUCUGCAUCUGGUGAACUAAGUGGGGAAACAUCCUCAUUACUACAAACUGGUAUAGAAACAUCAACAACUUAUGAAAUCAGUGGGGAAACAUCUGCAGUUCCUGACAUUGGCAUAGAAACAUCCACAGUUCAAGAAAUCAGUGGGGAGACUUCUGCAUUCCCAGAAAUCAGAAUAGAAACAUCCACUGGUCAAGAAAUCAGUGGGGAGACAUCUGCAUUCCCAGAAAUCAGAAUAGAAACAUCCACUGGUCAAGAAAUCAGUGGGGAAACAUCUGCAUUCCCAGAAAUCAGAAUAGAAACAUCCACUGGUCAAGAAGCCAGGGGUGAAACAUCUGCAUUCCCUGAAAUCAGAAUAGAGACAUCCACUGGUCAAGAAAUCAGUGGAGAGACAUCUGCAUUCCCUGAAAUCAGAAUAGAGACAUCCACUGGUCAAGAAAUCAGUGGAGAGACAUCUGCAUUCCCUGAAAUCAGAAUAGAGACAUCCACUGGUCAAGAAAUCAGUGGAGAGACAUCUGCAUUCCCUGAAAUCAGAAUAGAGACAUCCACUGGUCAAGAAAUCAGUGGAGAGACAUCUGCAUUCCCAGAAAUCAGAAUAGAGACAUCCACUGGUCAAGAAAUCAGUGGAGAGACAUCUGCAUUCCCAGAAAUCAGAAUAGAGACAUCCACUGGUCAAGAAAUCAGUGGAGAGACAUCUGCAUUCCCUGAAAUCAGAAUAGAGACAUCCACUGGUCAAGAAAUCAGUGGGGAGACAUCCGCAUUCCCAGAAAUCAGAAUAGAGACAUCCACUGGUCAAGAAAUCAGUGGAGAGACAUCCGCAUUCCCAGAAAUCAGAAUAGAAACAUCCACUGGUCAAGAAAUCAGUGGAGAGACAUCUGCAUUCCCAGAAAUCAGAAUAGAGACAUCCACUGGUGAAGAAGCCAGGGGUGAAACAUCUGCAUUUCCUGAAAUCAGCAUAGAAGCAUCAACAAUCUUUGAAAACAGUGGGGAAACAUCUGCAUUUCCUGAAAUUAGCAUAGAAACUUCAGUUCACGAAAUCAGUGGGGAAACGUCUGCAUUCCCUGAGAUUAGCAUAGAAACUUCGACCGUCCAGGAAAUCAGUGGGGAAACAUCUGCAUUCCCAGAAAUCAGAAUAGAGACAUCCACUGGUCAAGAAGCCAGGGGUGAAACAUCUGCAUUCCCUGAGAUUAGCAUAGAAACUUCGGUCCAUGAAACUAGUGGGGAAACUUCUACAUUUCCUGAAAUCAUCAUAGAAACCUCGACAGUCCACGAAAUCAGUGGGGAAACAUCUGCAUUCCCUGAGAUUAAUAUAGAAACAUCCACAAGUCAAGAAGCCAGGGGUGAAACAUCUGCAUUCCCUGAGAUCAGCAUAGAAACUUCAGUCCAUGAAACCAGUGGGGAAACUUCUACAUUUCCUGAAAUCAGCAUAGAAACUUCGACCGUCCAUGAAAUCAGUGGGGAAACAUCUGCAUUCCCUGAGAUUAAUAUAGAAACAUCCACAAGUCAAGAAGCCAGGGGCGAAACAUCUGCAUUCCCUGAGAUUAGCAUAGAAACUUCAGUCCAUGAAACUAGUGGGGAAACUUCUACAUUUCCUGAAAUCAGCAUAGAAACUUCGACAGUCCACGAAAUCAGUGGGGAAACAUCUGCAUUCCCUGAGAUUAAUAUAGAAACAUCCACAAGUCAAGAAGCCAGGGGUGAAACAUCUGCAUUCCCUGAGAUUAGCAUAGAAACUUCGGUCCAUGAAACCAGUGGGGAAACAUCUGCACGUCCUGAAAUUAGCAUAGAUACUUCAACAGUCCAUGAAACCAGUGGGGAAACAUCUGCAUUUCCUGCAAUUAGAAUUGAAACAUCCACAAGUCAAGAAGCCAGGGGCGAAACAUCUGCAUUCCCUGAGAUUAAUAUAGAAACAUCCACAAGUCAAGAAGCCAGGGGCGAAACAUCUGCAUUCCCUGAAAUUAGCAUAGAAACAUCCACACUUCAGGAAGUAGGUGGGGAAGUUUCUGUGUACCCUGGAGUUAGCAUAGAAACUUCAACAAUGCAUGAAAUCAGUGGUGACACAUCUGCAUUUCCUGCAAUUAGAACUGAAACAUCUACAAGUCAAGAAGCCAGGGGUGAAAUAUCUGCAUUUCCUGAAAUUAGCAUAGAAACAUCCACAGUCCCUGAAACCAGCAGUGAAACUUCUGGAUUGCCUGCUGUUCACAUUGAAACAGCUACCACAUCUUUAGUCAGUACUGAGUCUUCUGGAGCUCCUGAGGAGAAGGAAAUUCCUGAAGUAACAUCUGAAACUCUGACACACUCAGUCACAGACAUUUCAGGGGAAACCUUUGUCCCAGACAUUGUAAUUAGUACCAGUAUUCCAGAUGUUGAAUUAACACAGGAACCCAAGAAUCCUGAAGAGGCUCAGCUUGAAAUAGAGUCCUCCACUCCCACGGUGUCAGGACAAACGACAGAAACUGCUGUUGUUCUAGACCCUCCACAUCCGUCAGCCACCGCUACUGCUAUCCUGCCUCAAGUACCACAAGAAGCAGUAGAUGCAUUAGGACCCACUACUGAAGACAUUGAUGAGUGCCACUCAAGCCCCUGUCUGAAUGGAGCUACCUGCGUUGAUGGCAUCGACUCUUUCAAAUGCUUAUGCCUUCCCAGCUACGGAGGGGACCUGUGUGAGAUCGACCUGGAAAAUUGUGAGGAAGGUUGGACCAAGUUCCAGGGCCACUGUUACAGGCACUUCGAAGAGAGGGAGACUUGGGUGGAUGCAGAGACCAGAUGCCGAGAACAUCAAGCCCAUCUGAGCAGUAUCAUCACCCCAGAAGAACAAGACUUUGUGAACAACCACGCGCAGGAUUACCAGUGGAUCGGUCUCAGUGACAGGACUGUUGAGAAUGACUUCCGCUGGUCUGACGGGCACUCCCUGCAAUUUGAGAACUGGCGGCCCAAUCAGCCCGAUAACUUCUUUGCUGCUGGUGAAGACUGCGUCGUGAUGAUCUGGCAUGAGCAAGGCGAAUGGAACGAUGUCCCGUGCAAUUAUCAUCUCCCUUUCACGUGCAAGAAAGGAACAGUUGCCUGUGGGGACCCCCCGAUGGUGGAGAACGCCAGGACCUUUGGCAGGAAGAAGGACCGCUAUGAAAUAAACUCCAUGGUGCGGUACCAGUGCAACCACGGUUUCAUCCAGCGCCACGUGCCCACGAUUCGGUGCCAGCCCAACGGGCAGUGGGAGGAGCCACGGAUAUCUUGCACGAACCCCUCCACCUACCAGCGCAGACUAUACAAGAGGAGCCCCAGGACUCGGUCGAGACCCAGCGGCAGAGCCGUGCACAGACCCACCCAUUAGAGCGGGGCAGGAGAGACAGAGGGGGAAAAA